UUUUAUUUUGACCAAUUUAAAAAAGAUUUAAAAAUGGUCAAAAUCAGACCCUUUAAAGGUAAAUUAAAUAUACCCGAUUCAUCCUCCUCGCCUAAUGCCGCAACUUCUUCCAAAGACGCGAAGAAGGAGGCAUCUCAUGCAGAAGUUAAUAUUGUUGAUCAUAAAUUGUCACCUGAAGAGUUGACACAAAAAUAUGGAACGGAUUUAGAGAAUGGUCUAACAACAGCUAGGGCAGAAGAAUUAAUUAAACAAUACGGCCCAAAUGCUUUGGAUCCCCCCAAAACAAUACCAGAAUGGUUAAAAAUAUUAAAAACACAAUUGAGUGGAUUUGCUAAACUUUUAUGGGUUGGAGCUUUUCUUUGUGCUGUUGCUUUUGUUGUUGGUUAUAUUACAGAUCCUGUUCCAUCUUAUGAUUAUGUUUAUUUGGCUGGAGUUCUUGUAUUUGUAGUAGUUGUUACUGGACUAUUUCAAUAUUUCCAAGAAAGAAAAAGCUCUAAAAUUUUAGAAUCCUUUAAUACAAUGGUGCCUACAUUUGCCAAUACAUACCGAGAUGGAAAAAAAGUUGAAUUGCCUACAGAAAAUUUGGUCUUAGGAGAUAUUGUUGAAGUUCGCGGAGGCGACAGAAUACCUGCUGAUUUACGAAUAUUAUCCUCGUCUGGCUUUAAAGUAGACAAUUCAUCUUUAACUGGGGAAUGUGAACCUCUUAGCCGUACAGCAGAAUGUACAAAAGAUGAUCCAAUGGAAACUAAAAAUCUAGCCUUCUAUUCCACCUUUGCAGUGGAAGGAUCGGCUAAAGGAAUUGUAAUUGGAACGGGAAGCAAAACUGCUGUUGGAAAAAUUGCACAUUUAGCUGCCCAUCUCGAACAAGGAAAAACACCCAUUGCUAUUGAAAUUGAACAUUUUAUUCAACUUGUAACAAUUAUUGCUGUUACAAUUGGUAUUAUAUUCUCUGCAAUAGCUAUUUUCCUUGGAUAUACCUGGAUUCAAGGAGUUAUUUUUCUCAUUGGAAUAAUUGUAGCAAAUGUACCUGAAGGUAUUUUGGCAACAGUAACAGUUUGCCUUUCACUCACAGCUAAACGUAUGGCUAGUCGAAAUUGUCUAGUUAAAAAUUUGGAGGCUGUAGAAACAUUAGGUUCUACAACAACAAUAUGUUCAGACAAGGCGAUUUUAAAUAUAUUAAAUACUUAA
Molecule: messenger RNA, 1188 nt
Organism: Meloidogyne enterolobii
Lineage: Eukaryota; Metazoa; Nematoda; Chromadorea; Rhabditida; Meloidogynidae
Source: the annotation of a GenBank genome assembly